AUGGCUGAAAACAUUGAAAAGUCAUUGUGCAAUCAUCUGAAGACUAGUAAAUUUUCAAUUCAGUUGGAUGAGUCCACUUUACCAACUAAUGAAGCAUUGUUGUUGUCUUACGUGAGAUUUAUUAAAGAUGAAAAAAUAUGUCAAGAACUUUUAUUUGCUAGAAAUUUAGAGACAGACACGAAAGGAGAAACCGUAUUUAAAACACUGGAAAAGUUUUGUGAUGAAAAAGGAAUUCUGUUGAAGAAUAAUAUAUCAGCUGUUACAGAUGGUGCUUCAGCUAUGACGGGGUGUCAAAAAGGCUUCAUAUCGUACUUAAAAAAGAAAAUUCCUGAUGUGCUUGCUGUACAUUGCGUUAUACAUCGACAGCAUUUAGUUUCUAGAAAUUUAAGUGAACGACUAUUCCAAUCAUUGCAACAUGUCAUCAGAGCAGUCAAUAAAAUCCGAAACAACUCUUUAAAUGACAGAUUAUUUAAUCAGCUUUGUGUUGAUAAUGAUGAAGAUUUCAACAGAUUAAUCUUUCACACAGAAGUGCGUUGGCUAUCAAAAGGAAAUUAUCUGACUCGUUUUUACAAUCUGUUUGACUCUGUCAUAGAGUUCUUGGAAAACAAAGAUGCAGAAUUGCGCGAAAACCUCAUCACAUCAAAGAAUGAUAUCGCAUACCUGCCAGACCUUUAUACAUUGCUUAAGGAUAUGAAUCACCAAAUUCAAGGCGAUGACUUGAACUUAAUAAAAACAAAAAAUGUUUCGUAG
Molecule: messenger RNA, 750 nt
Organism: Parasteatoda tepidariorum (common house spider)
Lineage: Eukaryota; Metazoa; Arthropoda; Arachnida; Araneae; Theridiidae
Product: protein FAM200C-like
Source: RefSeq, a predicted model, not a curated record